This is a messenger RNA of Syngnathoides biaculeatus (alligator pipefish), 3715 nucleotides long. Its product is annotated as bone morphogenetic protein receptor type-1A-like. The record is from RefSeq and is a predicted model, not a curated record. Gene Ontology annotation, biological process: protein phosphorylation; cellular response to growth factor stimulus; dorsal/ventral pattern formation. NCBI's taxonomy places the organism in Eukaryota, Metazoa, Chordata, Actinopteri, Syngnathiformes, Syngnathidae. The transcript is spliced from 13 exons. Gene Ontology annotation, molecular function: SMAD binding; ATP binding; transforming growth factor beta receptor activity, type I. The coding region runs from base 482 to 2062 and encodes 526 amino acids. Gene Ontology annotation, cellular component: signaling receptor complex; plasma membrane.
AAUCUUGGAUCUGCUGCGGCCAGUCCAAGUCGGCGCGUCACGAAGAAGCAGGCUCACUCCGUCGCUCCUUGUUGGAAGACCGCAGAAAGCUCUGGAAUUUCAACCCCUUCUUGCUUCGCUCCUGCUGGGAAUUUUGGACUUUUCAUCCACUGACAGAAAAGGCGAGAUCGAGCCCACCCGCUUCGUCGUCGAUGACACGCGACAAAAAAAAGCUCGCCCUGAUGUGACGCACUUCGCCCAUGGAGCCUCGGGGCAACAUGCUACACGCACGGACACAGCGCUCAGCGUUCCGGGUCCAAAGAACCAGCAAGCCAGAGGACCUUCGUCUCAUAUUGUGAUAGCAGAGCAGCAAACGUCUCCCGCGAAGCUUCCGGACAGCAAAGUUGCAUCGGGAACCACCGGGGGACCGUCCGUCCCGCACCUCCUGGCGCGGUCCCGUCCCGCCCCACCCGAACGUCCGUCCGUCCAGUCGCGCCGCAGGAUGGGAGGCUUCCUUUUGCGUCUGGCCGUCGUGGCCGCCGCCCUGCUGAUGGUCCUCAGAGCAGAAGCCGCAGGUCAGAACCCAGACCACGUCCUCCAGGGCACGGGCGUGAAGGCGGAGGCCAGGCGGCACGGCGAGGACUCCACCGUCGCACCUGAGGACGCCGCUCGCUUCCUCAGCUGCUAUUGCUCCGGGCACUGCCCCGAAGACGCCGUCAACAACACCUGCCAAACCAACGGGCAGUGUUUCGCCAUCAUCGAGGAGGACGAGCACGGCGAGGCCCUCCUCACGUCGGGCUGCAUGAAGUACGAAGGCUCACACUUCCAGUGCAAGGACUCUCCGAAAGCCCAGACCAGGAGGACCAUCGAGUGCUGCGGUACCGACUUCUGCAACAGAGACCUGCAGCCCACGCUGCCCCCGCAGGCUCCUUCAGAAAGCAGCCCCCACUGGUGGGCCUUCCUCAUCUCCAUGACGGUGUGCUGCUGUACGCUCGUUUGCGUCACGGUCCUUUGCUACUACAGAUACAAGUGGCAAAGCGAGCGUCAGCGUUACCACAAGGACGUGGAACAGGAAGUGUUCAUCCCUGUCGGGGAGUCCCUCAAAGACCUCAUCCACCAAUCACAGAGCUCCGGCAGCGGCUCCGGGCUCCCCCUCUUGGUUCAGCGGACCAUCGCCAAGCAGAUCCAGAUGGUUCGCCAGAUCGGGAAAGGUCGCUACGGCGAGGUGUGGCUGGGCCGCUGGCGAGGCGAGAAAGUGGCCGUCAAGGUGUUCUUCACCCGAGAGGAGGCCAGCUGGUUCCGAGAGACCGAAAUCUACCAGACCGUGCUCAUGAGGCACGACAACAUCCUCGGCUUCAUCGCGGCGGACAUCAAGGGCACGGGCGCCUUCACGCAGCUCUUCCUCAUCAGCGACUACCACGAGAACGGCUCGCUGUACGACUUCCUGAAGACGGCCACGCUGGACACGGCCACGCUCCUGCGCCUCGCGUACUCGGCCGCCUGCGGCCUGUGCCACCUCCACACCGAGAUCUACGGCACGCAGGGCAAACCCGCCAUCGCCCACCGCGACCUCAAGAGCAAGAACAUCCUCAUCAAGAAGAACGGCGCCUGCUGCAUCGCCGACCUGGGCCUCGCCGUCAAGUUCAACAGCGACACCAACGAGGUGGACAUCCCCCUGAGUACGCGUAUGGGCACGCGGCGCUACAUGGCCCCGGAGGUUCUGGACGAGAGCCUGAAGAAGAACCAGUUCCAGGCCUACCUCAUGGCCGAUAUGUACAGCUACGGAUUGGUCGUCUGGGAGAUGGCGAGGCGCUGCGUCACCGGAGGUAUGGUGGAGGAGUACCAGCUUCCGUACUACGACACGGUGCCGUCGGACCCGUCGUACGAGGACAUGCUGGAGGUGGUCUGCGUCAAGGGGCAGCGCCCCACCGUGUCCAAUAGAUGGAACAGCGACGAGUGUCUGCGCGCCAUCCUGAAGCUGAUGUGCGAGUGCUGGUCGGCCAGCCCGGCGUCGCGCCUCACCGUCCUGCGGGUGAAGAAGACGCUGGCCAAAAUGGUCGAGUCGCAGGACAUCAAAAUCUGAAGCGCCGAAACGCAACCGACGCCAGACAACUUUGGGAGAAAAGGAAAAACGGAAAGCGCCCGUCGUCAUCGCGCUCGUCCUUCUUCUCGUCUUCCUCCGCUGACGCUUUCCGUGAAAGCAACGCAGACCACUUCCUGUCCCGUUCAUCCACUUCCUGUUUUGGAACAAGCAAACAAACGAUACGAACUUUGGAUUUCCUCGUCGUGUCCUAAAAUGUCUCGGCCGCAUGGGAGGCGUAGACCGUCCGUCCUGUUCUUGUCGUCCGUUUUUGUUUAUAAACAUAGGCAGAGCCGCUCGCCGCCCGCAAGCAAUCUCAUUGGUGGAGACAGACCUCAGUGGGUGGAGCUGAUGAGAGGAAGUGAAGUUUCACAUUUUAUUUAUAACAAACUCUAUGGUCAUGUACGCAAAACGUGAGUGAAAUGAAAGUCAUUUUAUACGCGAUGCACAGCUACAAGGAGGGAGCACCAACGCUAACUUAGCAUUAGCUGCUAACGCUAACGGUGAAACGUCAAGACCGCAAACUAAAGUUGGCCAACACGGCGUUUUGUACGAAAAGAAAGUAUCGGGUUCCCGCCCCACACACACAAAUCCAAUUUAUAGUUUGAAUCAUAUUUUUCCUCCUGUAAAAAGUAACAUAAUUCAACCCGACUUUACGCUAACCACGUGUCUUUGCGGGAAUUAUAGUCGCCAGAUGCUAAUUCUAGGUUGUAAAAACAGAUUUUGUAAACUAGCUCCUCUCUUUUUGCAACCAUGUUAAUGUAAGCAGUUUUAUGACAUUGAAAAUUAUAUAUAUGUACUUCUUGUUAAACAUUGUCCUGACAAAUAAACGUAAUCGUUCGAAUCAGUUAAUUCCACAAAGCAAAGUUAACGCUAAAGUAAAAGCGUUCCGAUAACGAGCUAACGUGCGCUUAGUUUGGCUCCUCCCACUGAGCUUUCAUACGUCCAGACUUUUGUAAAUGUUUGUUGUUGUUGUUUUUUUUUUUUUGUUUUGUUUUUUUUUUAACUUAAGACUUUCUACAGCAGGAACAUCAACGCCCAAGUUUGUCGAAACUCGCCAGACGGUUCCGGUCGCGCUGAGGGUUAAAGCGCAACUUCGCAUUGAAGAGAAUUUUUGGUUCAGGUUGACUUGUGAACUUUUCGCAUCCGCUUCCACCGCGCUAAAAGCUGCAUUGACGUCUUUGGCGGACGCGUGAUGGUCGUCCAACGUCAGCGUGUCCCUUUUUAACGUCGGUUCUCGAUCGUUGUCGCGCGGAGCAGGGCGAACCGCCGACUGGCUUUUUGUUUUUAACCAGUCGACUUUUGUUUUUCCUCCUCUAAUAUGCAAGAAUCCUUGCGAAACAUAGAAAUGUUAUUUGUUCUUUUGUGCCUUAAGAGUUUACCAAGGGGGGGGGGAUGUAUACAGUCUGUCCAAUGUAACAAUUUUAAGUAAAUAACCUUAUUUUUAGUACUCAACAAUUGGUGUGUUUUCACAUGGAGGAAAAUCAGCUUGAAUCAAUUUCUUCUGUGGUGGGGGAAAAAAAAAAAAAGUUCUCAUUCAAUAGUGGAGGGUAUUUCACACUUAACUGAAUAAAUUACUUGAUUUAUGAACUGUUCCUAAUCACAACCACUGGAUGGCUCAUUGGCCACCAAAACGGAAGUCGUCAUCCGCCAUCU